Messenger RNA from Colletotrichum aenigma, 1704 nucleotides. It is a transcript of the gene xyn1-2, whose product is annotated as Endo-1,4-beta-xylanase 1. Gene Ontology annotation, molecular function: hydrolase activity, hydrolyzing O-glycosyl compounds. The coding region runs from base 1 to 1704 and encodes 567 amino acids. The transcript has a single exon. Gene Ontology annotation, biological process: carbohydrate metabolic process. The record is from RefSeq and is a predicted model, not a curated record. Lineage: Eukaryota; Fungi; Ascomycota; Sordariomycetes; Glomerellales; Glomerellaceae.
AUGCGCUUCUCCGUCGCCACGUUGGCGGCCUUGGCCCUUGUGGACUAUGCCUCUGCCGAUUUACACUCUCUUGCUGUAGCAGCAGGAAAAAAGUAUUUUGGAACGGCCACGGACAACAACGAACUUUCAGACUCGUCUUACACUGCCAUCACCAACGUCGUGGGGAACUUCGGCCAGAUCACUCCUGGGAAUGGGCAGAAGUGGGACUAUACCGAGCCUACGCAAGGCAAGUUCCAGUACACGUAUGCCGACGUCGUGCCCAACUUCGCGAAAGCAAAUGGCCAGAUCCUCCGCUGCCACACGCUGCUGUACCGCUCCCAGAUUCCUUCCUGGUUGACUGGCGGAUCUUGGAACAAGGCUUCGUUGACGGCCGUCAUCAAGACACAUAUCGAGAACCUGGUUGGCCACUACAAGGGGCAGUGCUACUCUUGGGACGUAGUUAACGAGGCUAUCGACGACUCAGGCAACUACCGCGACACGGUGUUUUACACCGUACUUGGCCUCGAUUAUCUGACGCUCGCUUUUAACACGGCACAUGCUAGCGACCCCGCGGCCAAGCUGUACUACAACGACUACAAUAUCGAGAACCCCAAUGCGAAGCAACAGAAGACGAUUGAGCUAGUCAAGUACGUUCAGGACGCUGGUGCUCCCAUCCAUGGCGUUGGUCUGCAGGGGCACUUUAUCGUUGGCAGCAUGCCAAGCCAAGAGGAUCUCGAGUCCGUCGCCAACUCUUUCACGGCUCUGGGGGUGGAUGUUGCGUACACCGAGGUGGAUGUCAAGUUCACUAGCUUGCCGUAUACCAGCGCCGGUCUCCAGUCCCAGGCUGAGGCCUAUGUUUCUGUGAUCAACGCCUGUCUCAACGUCGAAGGCUGCGUGGGCUGGACUAUCUGGGAUUGGACAGACAAAUACAGCUGGGUGCCAGGCACCUUCCCCGGACAGGGCGGCGCAUGCUUGUUUGACAACAACUUCAACCCCAAGCCGGCAUAUUCUUCUGUUUUCUCUGCUCUCGCUGCUGCUGCCACGAAAGCCUCCUCUACCAAGCCUUCCUCCACGAUUGCUACCACUGCCACUCCCACCAUCACAUCAAAGACUAGCAGCGCCGGCAUAACUUCUUCCGUUAAUGCCUCGAAGACUUCAUCUGUUAUUGCAGUUAACAGCACAUCUGCUGUUCAAGCCACGUCCCUCGGAAACUCCAGCGCCAUCGCGUCCGCCACACCGAUCACUUUCUCUUCUGCCCCAAUCCCGACCUUGAACGCUACGGCGAUCUACCCCAACGGAACGGCCACAGCCACCGGCCCAUCUGGGGCUCUGUCUACAAUCUCUGGUGGCAUUCUUCCGACCAUAACUUCCGGUGCCGGUGUUACAAUCCCUAGCACUGGUGGCGCUACCAACAGUAAUGUCCCUGUCCCGACUCCAAUUGAGAGUGCCGGAGGUGCUGUGACCACGGACGACGGCUACAUCAUCUCCACUGUCUACACCACCAACAUCUACACGGUCACCUCGUGUGCACCCACUGUUACGAACUGCCCUGCCAAUACCGGUAGUCUCACGACUGAAGUUGCUGCCUUCACGACUACUGUUGUGCCAUCGACUACGCCCGCUGCUCUCUCGGCUUCCGUCCCUGUUGCCUCCGCUCCGGUCGGCCCUUGCAAGAGAAAGCAUCGUCGCCGUCGCAGCAAGAAGCGCAACGUUGCCAACCUCUAG